Molecule: messenger RNA, 10332 nt
Organism: Coregonus sp. 'balchen'
Lineage: Eukaryota; Metazoa; Chordata; Actinopteri; Salmoniformes; Salmonidae
Source: the annotation of a GenBank genome assembly
AUGGAGUGGAUUCGGGUGGCAGUGGCCCACGCAGAACACCGGCGCAGCUUCUCUGUGGACAGCGACGACGUGAGACAGGCUGCCAGGUUGCUCCUGCCAGGGGUGGACUGUGAGCCACGGCAGCUAAAGUAAGACAUGACAUGGAUGAACAUACACAAAUACACAGCACACACACAUAAACAUCGCUCUCAAAUACAGACACACACAAUUACUGAACACAGGAUCGUACACUUAUUCAGACAUACACUGAAUGUUUCUCAAUGUGUAGCACAUGCACAUUUUAACCCACACUGACACAUAAUGAAGACAUAUCAAUACUUUUAAAGGGUAAGUUUAGAGGAGCAAUCCGGGAUUAGAAAAACAACAGUGUUCACCACGCCACUUGUUUUGGGAAACAGCUGAGGGAUGGAAAUGGAGAAAUGUAACCACUUUCAAAUUCAUAGACAGACCUAUGGAUGCAAGGACUCACCAUCCAUGAGAUCAACAUGAUAGUUACCCAAGCUUAUAGUUUGGUUUCUUAUGGUGUCAGAUAGUUGAGCUAAGCUCAUGAGUCAUUUAUAUGUUAUAUUCUUCAAGAAUCAACGGCUAUAUAUACACAGACACCUAAAAUUAUUGUCACCCAAAAAAGACUAUCAAAUAAAUACAAAUACCGAGCUAUAUUGUAUGCAAAACAAAUGGGAGAAUUGUAUAAUUGUAUAUUAAUACAAUUGCUCAGAGAAAGAGAUUUUGUUCAACAUGUACAUUUAAAAAAAACUAAAAUAAUGAUUGGCACCCCUAAGAAUCUGCAUUAACAUUCUACUUUUUAAAUUAAUAUCAGUUUGACCAAAUACGAUGCUACAGUAUUUCUCUGUAAUCAAAUUAACAACAGACUUUCAGCAUGCUUAUAGAGAAGGGCACUCAACAUGUACUGCACUGACCAAAUGACUGAUGAUUGGUUGAAAGAAAUUGAUCAUAAGAAGAUUGUGGCAGCUGUACUGUUAGAUUUCAGUGUAGCCUUUGAUAUUAUUGACCAUAACCAGUUGUUGAGAAAACGUACACUACCGGUCAAAAGUUUUAGAUCACCUACUCAUUCAAGGGUUUUUCUUUUUACUCUUUUCUACAUUAUAGAAUAAUAGUGAAGACAUCAAAACUAUGAAAUAACACAUAUGGAAUCAUGUAGUAACCAAAAAAGUGUUAAACAAAUCAAAAUAUAUUAUAUAUUUUAUAUUCUUCAAAGUAUUCACCCUUUGCCUUGAUUUUGCACACUAUUGGCAUUCUCUCAACCAGCUUCAUGAGUAAUGUUUUUCUUUUUUUUUUAAAUAUAUAUAAUAUUUAUAUUCACAAUGAAUGAAAGAUAAUAUUUAAAGACAUUAUACAUUUUUCCCAAUUGACCCCCCAAUACAAGCAAAAAUGUAAUAGCCUAACAAUUUCUGGUGAUUAGGUGAUCUUAUAGUCCUAGAGUAGUAAUCUCAAGGGGUGGGGGUGGGGCCAAGAGGACUAAUCUGGAGGAAGUGUUUGGAACUGUUCAAAAUAGGAUAUCAUUGGGUCCCAGGUGGAAUAAAAUGAGUUGGUUGACCUUAUUUUUUUCUAAUUUUAAGAACAGCAUCAGAUCUUUGAGGCUAAGGGAGGAUUGAUAGAUUUCCAAUCCAAUAAAAUCCUUCUGCGGGCUAACAGGGAGGCAAAGGCAAUGGCAUUCAGCUGUCCAUUGGUCAGAGAAGGAUUGUUGUUUGGUACUCCAAAAACAGCAAUUUCUGCACUAGGCUGUACAUUUGUAUUAAAUGCUUCAGAAAGUGUUUUAAAUAUAGUGGACCAAUAAUCUGCCAGACAGGGACAGGCCCAGAACAUGUGGGUCAAGUCUGCCAAGGAGCCUUUACACCUGUCACAUGUACCAUCAAUAUUUGGGUAGAACUUUGACAAUCUGGCCUUACUUAAAUGGAUAUGUUGAAGGCUGAGCCGGGCACAAGAGAAGCUUCCAUUUACCCUAAGUAAGGUGCCAUUCCAGACUUCAUAAGAGAUCUCUCCACCAAGUUCCCUUUCCCACUCAGAUCGGAUUUUAUUGAGUGACGGGUUAUCAAGGGACAUGAUUAUCAAAAAAAUAUGGGAUAUGAGUCCCUUUAGUUGACAAUAUGUUUUCAAAAGGGCAUCCAGACCCGAUCCGGGUGAUAGAAUUGGAAAGGCUGGGCUUUGAGUGUGAAUAAACUGGUGGAAUUGGAAAUACCUAAAAAACUUCAAUGGGGUAGAUUAAAUUUGAUAGCGAGGUCUUCGGAAUUGGCUAAGGUUCCAUCAAUAUAAAGGUUACACUUAGUAAGGCCAUUCCUCUGCCACAGCCUGAAAGCUGAAUCCAGUUUGCCUGGAAGGAAGAGGUGAAUAUUACAUAUAGGACCUUGAAUAGAGAAAUCAUAGAGUUUAAAAUGUUGAUGGAAUUGAGUCCAAAUUUUAAGAGUAUUGACAACAAUUGGAUUGGAUGUGUAGCGCGAAGCUGAAAGAGGGAGAUUGGAGGUGACUAAAGCUGACAAAGAGGAGGAGAAACAGGAGUUGGCUUCUGUUUGACACCAGUCAGUUUCUGGGGUGUGAAGCCAGUAAACAAUAUUUUGUAUAUUUGCUGCCCAGUAAUAAUACAUAAAGUUAGGAAGGGCUAGUCCUCCGUGUGUUCUGUCUCUCUGGAGGAAUACUUUAUGUAUUAUUGGAUUCCCACCGCCCCAUAAAAAACAAGAUAAGCUUAAUUUUACAUUUUAGUCAUUUAGCAGACGCUCUUAUCCAGAGCGACUUACAGUUAGCGCAUACAUUAUUUUAUGUUUUUCAUACUGGCCCCCCGUGGGAAUCGAACCCACAAACCUGGCGUUGCAAACACCAUGCUCUACUGAGCUACAUCCCUGCCGGCCAUUCCCUCCCCUACCCUGGACGACGCUGGGCCAAUUGUGUGACGCCCCAUGGGUCUCCCGGUCGCGGCCGGCUACGACAGAGCCUGGAUUCGAACCAGGAUCUCUAGUAGCACAGCUAGCACUGCGAUGCAGUGCCUUAGACCACUGCGCCACUCGGGAGUCCACUGCAGUGAAAAAGACUUUGGAACAAAUACAGAAAUCUAGACAAGACAUUCAUCUUGAUACAAUUCACUUUACCAGGGCCUCCUGUAGCUCAGUUGGUAGAGCAUGGCGCUUGCAACGCCAGGGUUGUGGGUUUGAUUCCCACAGGGGGGCCAGUAUGAAAAAUGUAUGCACUCACUAACUGUAAGUCGCUCUGGAUAAGAGUGUCUAGCUAAAUAACUAAAAUGUAAAGUAAAAUGGAGAAUACUCCAUCUCUGAAAGUCCACUGUAAGUUUACUAAUCAGAGGAGUAAAGUUCUCAUCAUGGAGGGAAGACAAGGUACGGGUGAUAUUGAUCCAUACAUUUUGAAAGCCAGAAUAGUAUCCUGUGGAAUUUGUAAUGCUAAGUAAUUAAUAGGAAAACAUUCACUUUUUGAGAACCCGAAAACACACCAAACCUACGCAGUAGGUCCACUACCUCAGGGACACACACUUCAGGGUCUGAGCUAUAUAAAAGCAAAUAAUCUGCAUAGAAGGAAACUUUGUGUUCCAGUCCCCAUCUGUAGAUACCAUGUAUUGAGGGUCUGUCCUUUAGCAUAAUAGAAAGGGGUUCUAUCGACCAGGGCAAAUAACAGAGGGGACAUUGGACAUCCCCGGCGUGUGGCCCUUGAUAAUGGGAAAUACUUUGAACGAAGUCUGUUUGUAAGUCAGAAGAUGCAGGAGAGUGUAUGACAUUAAGCAGACGUUGAAUGUUAGAAAAGUAGUGGCAACCCUUAAUGAACCCGGUCUGAUCAGUCGAUAUGAUGUUUGUCAUAGUGGACUCUAUUCGAGAGGCAAGCAAUUUCGCUAAUAUUUUAACAUCUGCAUUUAAAAGUGAGAUCGGUCUGUAUGAGCCACACUCAGAUGCAUCUUUGGCGGGUUUUAACAAAAGUGUGAUCGAAGUGUGUCAGGGUUUGUGGUAAAACACCCUGGUCCAGGGUUCGUUUCAAGCAGGAGUGGGGCCAGUUUGGCAGAAAACUCCUUGUAGAAUUCGAUUGGGUAGCCAUCUGGGCCAGGGGAUUUCCCACUUUGCAUUUCUGUAUUUGAAUUAAUAAUCUCUACUAACUGGAAAGUUUGAUCAAUUUCCUCUCUCUUCUCUUUACUAAUGGUAGGAGUUUCCAAGUUGUCAAGAAAAUCAUUCAUAAUUGAAUUGUCUUCAGGUGAUUCUGACGUGUAAAGAUCUGAAUAAAUUAUUUGGAAAGUAUUAUUGAUUUCAGUGGGACUAACUGUUAAGACCCUAGGUGUUGUGAAUUUGGGGGAUCAGCUGUGAGGCAGAUUUGCACUUGAGUUGAUGAGCUAGAAGUCGACCAGCCUUUUCUCCAUGUUCGUAAACAAAACCGCAUGCACAGAGUAGCUGCUGCUCAGACUUAUCUGUAGAUAGUAAAUUGUAUUGAGAUUGAAGACAGCCUUUCUUUGUAAAGUUCUGGUGAUGGAGAGGCAGAGUAUGGUUGGUCUAAUUCCAGAAUUGCGUCGAUCAGCUGUUGUUGUUUGAUUUUCCGUUGUUUAUUGAGAAGAGAGGAAUAGGAAAUUAUUUCGAUUAUGUUUUAUUUGUCUCAAUGAAGACAUCAAUUGCAAUCGAUAGAACGGUGCAGAAUGAAUUGUUUGAAAGUAAAGAUGAGUUAAGUCUCCAUGGGGGGCGAUCUGUAUAGUUCAAUGAGAAUGAGAGGUCGAGCGACAGAGAAGAAUGGUCACUAAUAACAAUGGCAGAGUAUUCUACUUUCUUAACAGAGGGUAGAAGGGCUUUAUCUAUGAAAAAGUAGUCUAUUCUAGAAUAGACUAUAGCUAGCUAAUUAGGCAAAUGCUAGGUUUUGUUGAAGACUCAUUUACAACCUUCAACAACGGGGAUGCCGAGAACAAGGUCAAAUGACACCUGACUAAAUGUUAGCUAGCUAGCUAACGUGAGCUACAGUGGUUAGUUACGAUAGCUAGUUAGCUAACUAACAUUCACAAUCGCUUCCCCUUACUCUGACAUAGCUUGCAUUAGCUAGUCAGCCACAAUCCAGCUUUUGGCUGUCAGAUAUUUAGCUCGGCCUACUAGAUCAUCAUCAUUUUAUAUAAUGGCUACUUCAGUUCAGCUUACUUGCCAUGAUUUCUGACCAACACACCACAAAUUCUCCUCAGACCACAGCUCCAUCUCUCUCCUAUCUCCAUUCAAUCUCCUCGUUCUUGCCUGCUCCUUCUGGUCUCUCGGUCUCCAUUGAGGCUCAAAGCUGAUCGCCACUCGCAGAGGUAUAGGCAGACAAUCAAGAUGGCGCCGGAGGAGAUGGCUGCCGUAUUACGGGCUCCUGACCAAUUGUGCUAUUUUUAGUGUUUUUUUCGCAUUGUUUGUAACUUAUUUUUUACAUAAUGUUUCUGCCACCGUAACUUAUGACUGAAAAGAGCUUCUGGAUAUCAGAACAGUGAUUACUCCCCUUGAACUGAACAAAGAUUAUUUCUUUAAACGAGUCGGACGCAAAGGAUUUACUGCUGAUACCGGAGCAGGUCCAAAUCCCCGUAAUUCACAUGAAGAAUACACACCGAUACAGGGGACGCAGGUCUGGGUGCCUUGUGAGAAUUCGUCGGCGAGUCGGCUCUACCAUCCGUCCUAUUGGCCAACAUGCAAUCAUUGGAGAAUAAGUUUGAUGUGCUCCGUUCAAGUCUAUCCUACCAACGGGAUAUUAAAAACUGUAAUAUCUUAUGUUGUUUCAACGAGUCGUGGCUGAAUGACGACAUGGAUAGUAAACAGUUGGCUGGGUUUUCCGUGCAUCGGCAAGACGGAACAGCUGCCUCCGUUAAGGUCUGUGUCUAUUAGUCAAUAACACAAAAAUCUAAUAUUAACGAAGUCUCAAGGUUUUGGUCGCCUGAGGUAGAGUAUCUCAUGAUAAACUGUAGACCACACUAUUUACCAAGAGAGUCUUCAUCUAUAUAUUUCGUAGCUAUCUAUUUACCACCACAGACUGAUGCUGACACUAAGACCGCACUCAACAAGCUGUAUAAGGCCAUAAGCAAACAAGAACAUGCUCAUCCAGAUGCGGCACUCCUAGCGGCCGGGGACUUUAAUGCAGGGAAACUGAAAUAUUUUUUACCUAAUUUCUACCAGCAUGUCAAAUGUGCAACCAAAAAAAAAAAAAAAAACUCUAGACCACCUUUACUCCACACACAGAGACGUGUACAAAGCUCUCUCUCGCCCUCCAUUUGGCAAAUCUGAACAUAAUUAUAUCCUCCUGAUUCCUGCUUACAAGCAGAAACUAUAGCGGAAGUGCCAGUGACAAUACAGAAGUGGUCAGAUGACACAGAUGCUAAGCUACAGGACUGUUUUGCUAGCACAGACUGGAUUAUGUUUCGGGAUUCAUCCGAUGGCAUUGAGGAGUGUACCACAUCAGUCACCGGCUUCAUCAAUAAGUGCUUCGAUGACAUCGUUCCCACAGUGACCGUACGUACAACAUCAUCAUCCCAGAAACCCUAGACCCACUCCAAUUCACAUACCGCCCCAACAGAUCCACAGAUGAUGCAAUCUCUAUUGCACUCCACACUAGCCUUUCCCAUCUGGACGAAAGGAACACCUACGUGAUAAUGUUGUUCAUUGACUACAGCUCAGCGUUCAACACCAUAGUGCCCUCAUAGCUCUUCACUAAGCUAAGGACCCUGGGACUAAACAACUCCCUCUGCAACUGAAUCUUGGACUUCCUGACGGGCUGCCCCCAGGUGGUAAGAGUAGGCAACAACACAUCUGCCACACUGAUCCUCAACACAGUGACCCCUCAGGGGUGUGUGCUUAGCCCCUCCUGUACUCCCUGUUCACCCAUGACUGCGUGACCAAGCACGACUCCAACACUAUCAUUAAGUUUGCCAAUGACACAACGGUGGUAGGCCUGAUCACCGACACUGAUGAGACAGCCUAUAAGUAGGAGGUCAGAGACGUGGCAGUGUGGUGCCAGGACAACAACCUCUCCCUCAACAUGAUCAAGACAAAUGUGAUGAUCGUGGACUACAGGAAAAGGAGGGCCAAGCACGCCCUCAUUCUCUUCGACGGGGCUGUAGUGGAGCAGGUUGAGAGCUGUCCACAUCACCAACGAACUAUCAUGGGUCAAACACACCAAGGCAGUUGUGAAGAGGGCACAACAACGCAUAUUCACCCUCAGGAGACUGAAAAUAUUUGGCAUGGGUCCUCAGAUCCUCAAACAGUUCUACAGCUGCACCAUCGAGAUCAUCCUGACUGGUUGUAUCACCGCCUGGUAAUGCAACUGCUCGGCCUCCGACCGCAUGGCGCUACAGAGGGUAGUGGGACGGCCCAGACCUCUAUACCAGGUGUCUAUACCCAAGCCAUAACACUGCUGAACAGCUAAUCAAAUGGAUACCCGGACUAUUUGCAUUGACCCACCCACUUGUUUACGCUGCUGCUACUUGCAGUCACUUUACCCCUACCUAAACUCAUCAAAAAAAGAAACGUCCCUUUUUCAGGACCCUCUUUCAAACAUAAUUAGUAAAAAAUCUAAAUAACUUCACAGAUCUUCAUUGUAAAGGGCUUAAACACUGUUUCCCAUGCUUGUUCAAUGAACCAUAAACAAUGAAUGAACAUGCACCUGUGGAACGGUCGUUAAGAUACUAACAGCUUACAAACGGUAGGCAAUUAAGGUCACAGUUAUGAAAAAUUAGGACACUAAAUAGGCCUUUCUACUGACUCUGAAAAACACCAAAAGAAAGAUGCACAGGGUCCCUGCUCAUCUGCGUGAACGUGCCUUAGGCAUACUGCAAGGAGGCAUGAGGACUGCAGAUGUGGGCAGGGCAAUAAAUUGCAAUGUCCGUACUGUGAGAAACCUAAGACAACGCUACAGGGAGACAGGACGGACAGCUGAUCGUCCUCGCAUUGGCAGACCACGGGUAAAAAGACCUGCACAGGAUCGGUACAUCCGAACAUCACACCUGCGGGACAGGUACAGGAUGGUAACAACAACUGCCUGAGUUACACCAGGAAUGCACAAUCCCUCCAUCUGUGCUCAGACUGUCCGCAAUAGUCUGAGAGAGGCUGUUCUGGGGGCUUGUAGGCCUGUUUUAAGGCAGGUCCUCACCAGACAUCACCAGCAACAACGUCGCCUACGGGCACAAACCCACCGUCGCUGGACCAGACAGGACUGGCAAAAAGUGCCCUUCACUGACGAGUCACGGUUUUGUCUCACCAGGGGUGAUGGUCAGAUUUGCGUUUAUGGUCGAAGGAAUGAGCGUUACACCGAGGCCUGUACUCUAGAGCGGGAUCAAUUUGGAGGUGGAGGGUCCGUCAUGGUCUGGGGCGGUGUGUUACAGCAUCAUCAUCGGACUGAGCUUGUUGUCAUUGCAGGCAAUCUCAACGCGGUGUGUUACAGGGAAGACAUCCUCCUCCCUCAUGUGGUACCCUUCCUGCAGGCUCAUCCUGACAUGACUCUCCAGCAUGACAAUGCCACCAGCCAUACUGCUCGUUCUGUGCGUGAUUUCCUGCAAUACAGAAAUGUCAGUGUUCUGCCAUGGCCAGCGAAGAGCCCGGAUCUCAAUCCCAUUGAGCACGUCUGGGACCUGUUGGAUCUGAGGGUGAGGGCUAGGGUCACAAGUGGUACCGGAGCGCCAAGUCUAGGUCCAAGAGGCUUCUAAACAACUUCUUCCCCCAAGCCAUAAGAGUCCUGAACAUCUAAUCAAAUGGCUACCCAGACUAUUGCAUUGCCCCCCCACCCAUAUUUUACGCUGCUCCUACUCUCUGUUGAUUAUCUAUGCAUAGUCACUUUAAUAACUCUACCUACAUGUACAUAUUACCCCAAUUACCUCGACUAACCUUGACUCGGUACCGGUACCCCCUGUAGAUAGCCUCGCUAUUAUUAUUUUUACUGCUGCUCUUAAUUAUUUGUUACUUUUAUUUCGUAUUAUUUUAUAGUGUAUUUUUUUGUGAUUUAUUUUGGUAUUCUUUCUUAAAACUGCAUUGUAGGUUAAGGGGUUGUAAGUAAGCAUUUCACUGUAAGGUCUACACCUGUUGUAUUCGGCGCAUUUGACAAAUAACAUUUUAUUUUAUUUUAUUUAUUUGAAGAGUGGAGUAACAUCUCACAGCAAGAACUGGCAAAUCUGGUGCAGUCCAUGAGGAGGAGAUGCACUGCAGUACUUAAUGCAGCUGGUAGCCACACCAGAUACUGACUGUUACUUUUGAUUUUGACCCCCCUCUUUGUUCAGGGACACAUUAUUCAAUUUAUGUUAGUCAGUUUAUGUAUCAGUUGUUGAAUCUUGUUAUGUUCAUACAAAUAUCUGCACAUGUUAAUUAAGUUUGCUGAAAAUAAAACACAGUUGACAGUGAGAGGACGUUUCUUUUUUUGCUGAGUUUACAUGUACGUAUUACCUCAAUUACCUUAACUAACCUGUACGCCCGAACAUUGACUCGGUACCAGUACCCCCUGUAUAUAGCAUUGUUAUUAUUACUCUUUUAUUUUUUUACUUCAGUUUAUUUAGUAAAUAUUUUCUUAACUCUUAUUUUUCUUAAAACUGCAUUGUUGGUUAAAGGCUUGUAAGUAAGCAUUUCACCUGUUGUAUUCGAUGCAUGUGACAAAUAAAAUUGGAUUUGAUAAAUGUGGCUCAGAAUUGCAACAGUUUUCACCCGACUCUACGUCAAGCCCGAUCAAUAUUCCAUUUCAUAUUUUUAUGGUGCACGUGCAGUCCAGCAGUAUAUACUCGAUUAUAUCUCCAAUUUGCAAUGUCGGAUAUAAAAAAAAGUUAAAUUUCAGAUUUUAAUAUAUAUGCAGUGUUUUAAUGUAAAACAUGGCCUUUAAAACACAGCUUGAGUGGAUUAAAAAAAACAUGAAUAACUAUUACUGCAAAAUGAAAAAGAAUGGUUCACAAUGAAAGCCAUUUCUGUGGUAAAACUGCCUUGGGAAAUGCACAAAUCAUUGCACAAAAGAAAUGCACUUCAAAUACCUUUAUGUUCUGAAUUUUGCAUUAUAUACCAGAUCAUCAUGAGAUCUUUGGAAUCCAUUAUCAUUUGUGGCAGAUUCCCUCUUUUGAUUAUGUAGCAGUAUGCAAUUUGACAUUUAUGGUAGCAUUCAACAUGCUUUAUGGAUGUGUACUUCCAGUAUCCCUUCAAUUUGUUCUUCUACUUAAUCAUGAGUAUUAAUCAUUCUUGUCCUUCCCUCAGGGCAGAUGAUUGUUUCUGUGCCACCCGAAAGCUCGAAGCGGCGUCCACAGAGGCUAAGUUUCUGCAGGACCUGGGUUUCCGCAUGCUCAACUGUGGCCGGUCAGACCUUCUGAAACAGGCGGUCAACCUACUGGGGCCUGAUGGUAUCAACAGCAUGAGCGAGCAGGUCUGA